CCUAAAUAAGCUUUUUGUGCCGUGGGGUUGUCGCGUUUUUAUUCCAGCUCCAUAUUCAACUUUUGACACCCCACUACAAAAAGCACCUUUUUUUCUUUUUUUUUUCUUUUCAAGAGCCCAGCAACCAUGGCAGACACCACAGAAGCCGUCGCGGAAAACGACAGUACAUUAAAAACAAUUACCAGUACCAACAUCGAAGUCCAAUCACAAGAGAAUCUGGAUGCGACAACGGAAGCUCAACCGUCCGCAGCUACCAUCCCGAAUAGUCCUGAAAAGCGCGGGGUGAAACGACCUUCCCAUGGCGAUGUUAGCGAAGAAGAAGAAGGCGAUCAUAACGAUGGAGGAUCCAAAGAGCCUACCAACGGGACCGAUGCCCCGAAGUUGUCCAAGAACCAACAACGCAAAUUAAAACGUCAAAAAAUGUGGGAAGAAAAGAAGCAAGAAAAGAAGGUCCUGCGUAAAGAGAAGCGACACGAAAAGCAGGAGAAAAAGAGAUUGGAAAGAGAAGCCGAGAUUGCUGCCGCUGCCGCUGAGGGAAGAGAACCCGUAUUCCAAGAGCCAUCCAGGAGACAGCCCAAGUCCGCUACCAAAGUGCCUAUCACGGUUAUAUUCGACUGCCAAUUUGAGAAGUACAUGAUGGGAAAGGAAUUACCAUCUUUGUCAAAUCAGAUCACUAGAUGCUAUUCUGAUAACAGGAACGCCCAGUUCCCCGUCCAUAUGUUUAUUAGUUCAUAUGGCGGCCAGAUGAAGGAAAGGCAUGAGACCAUCCUUCAGAACCAGUUCAAGGGUUGGAAGAACGUCCAAUUCAUAGAAGGCGACUUUAUCGAGGCUGCUGCUAAGGCCAAAGAGAUAAUGGCAGGACCCUCUGGUGGCACCGUAAUCGAUCUUCUUGCACAAGGCAAUGGCCGAGAUUCGGUUUCAUUUUCCGAGGUCAGUCAAGACUCCAAAAAGAAGCAGAAGGCCGCUCCAGUCGCGGAACCCGAGGCCGAUGAUGUAGACAAGUCCAUUGUCUAUCUGACUGCCGAUUCACCCUAUACACUCGAUCGUCUAGAGCCCAAUACCUGCUAUGUCAUUGGUGGCAUAAUCGACAAGAAUCGCGAAAAGGGGUUAUGCUACAAGAUCGCGCGAAGCAAAAAUGUCCGUACGGCAAAACUGCCUAUUGGCCAAUACAUGGUCAUGCAAAGCCGCCAUAUCCUCGCUACAAACCACGUCAUGGAGAUAAUACUCCAGUGGCUGGAGACGGGAGACUGGGGCACUGCCUUCAUGAACGUCAUUCCCAUGCGAAAAGGGGGGAAGUUAAAGGAAGACGAAAAUGCCUCCGACGCAGGUCAUGAAGGGCCGGAGGCCGCCCAGGAAGGCAGCCAAAAACCCCAGAAUCCCGUCCAAGUAGAAGGAGAUAACGCCGAAGAUGGUCUCGAAAAGAAUUCACUGAGUCAACAACGAUGGUCAGCGCCACCGACCGAACAAGAAGCGGAAGCAGAAGCAGAAGCACCCGUCGGCAACACUCUUAGCUGACUGAAAUAACCUACUUCACUAACUACUACGUCUGGCAGAUCAAUCCACCCAUUAACAAGCAGCGCAAUACCCUCCUUGUAAUGCUGAAUCCAUGCCCGCUU
This is a messenger RNA of Daldinia vernicosa, 1616 nucleotides long. RefSeq names its product guanine-1-methyltransferase-domain-containing protein. The record is from RefSeq and is a predicted model, not a curated record. Gene Ontology annotation, cellular component: nucleus. Lineage: Eukaryota; Fungi; Ascomycota; Sordariomycetes; Xylariales; Hypoxylaceae. Gene Ontology annotation, molecular function: tRNA binding. The transcript has a single exon. Bases 127 to 1515 code for a protein of 462 amino acids. Gene Ontology annotation, biological process: tRNA N1-guanine methylation.